AUGCGGCCGACGAAACCAGCUGCCACGGCGCCAAGGUCGGCGCGGCCGACGUCCGGCGUCGUGAGGCUACUGCAGGUGCCGGCGGUGGUGACUCUGGCCGUCGUUCUCGCCGUGACUGCGCCGGCGCAACCGCAGAAGGCUUCGGAGGCGGCGCCGAAGGACACGUUUCGCAACGUGCCGGGGACGCUGUCCGGGGAGGAGGGCAAGGAGGCGGAGCGGAUCAAGCACCCACGGUCACCCGAGGCGGCGCGCUGCACCUCCAAGUGCGUCAGCACCUGCGUCCUCGGCGGCGCCGGCGCACCCGGCGUCGGAGGCCCCUUCAACGUCAGAAGACCACUGGUGGUGUUCAAGGAUGGUUUCCGAAGCCGGCAGUAUUGCCUGGUGGAGUGCUCAGACGUCUGUAACCUGAUCAAGGACGGCGAAGACGACCAAUGAUCCAUCAUCACAUCUCAGCAGCUCAGCUUAAUUAAUGGAGAUUGAGAACCGUCCUCGUCCAACGUCAAUCCAUAUAUAUUCAGCAGACUAAACAGUAGUACUGCAGUAACUUUGAUUCUGCCAAACUGCACGAGCUCAAUACCAAGCAAGGUGUAAUUUUAGGUGACUGAGAUCUACAAA
This is a messenger RNA of Lolium rigidum, 615 nucleotides long. RefSeq lists its product as uncharacterized. The transcript has 3 exons. The record is from RefSeq and is a predicted model, not a curated record. Bases 1 to 435 code for a protein of 144 amino acids. Lineage: Eukaryota; Viridiplantae; Streptophyta; Magnoliopsida; Poales; Poaceae.